Plutella xylostella (diamondback moth) is the source of this 1882-nucleotide messenger RNA. RefSeq names its product dual specificity mitogen-activated protein kinase kinase lic (gene lic). NCBI's taxonomy places the organism in Eukaryota, Metazoa, Arthropoda, Insecta, Lepidoptera, Plutellidae. Gene Ontology annotation, molecular function: ATP binding; MAP kinase kinase activity. The record is from RefSeq and is a predicted model, not a curated record. Gene Ontology annotation, biological process: stress-activated MAPK cascade; protein phosphorylation.
UCUGGCAACAUUAUUAUUUGAGCUAUCAAAAAACAGCAGCAGAUUUUUUUGUAAAUUUCUGAAAUUAUAAGAAAAAUUGCUUUGAAUUUGUUGUUUACGCAUAGUUGGGGACUAAUAUAAAUACCAAGAUAUCAGUUGGGUUCAUUUAUAUCCCAAAAAAUGGUAUUCUGUUAAGUGAGCAUUGUAGGUAUUUUUUGGAACGAGUUAGAUUUUCAGUUUAUUUUUACAUUUUUGGUGAAGCAGUUAUCCCGUGAGGUUAACAAUGUCUGGUAGAAGAAGACCACCGCCACCCGGCUUUAAUUUUAAGCCUCAGCCAGAGCAAGUGGAUGUGACACCUCCUCGCAACUUGGACAAACAAACAACCAUAACAGUAGAUGAUAAGACAUUCACAGUGCACGCAGAUGACCUUGUCAAGAUUGAGGACCUCGGCCGCGGCGCCUACGGCAUCGUGGAGAAGAUGCACCACAAGCCCAGUGACACCAUCAUGGCUGUCAAGAGGAUCACGGCCAGUCUAAACAGUCAAUCUCUGGAACAGAAACGUCUACUAAUGGAUCUCGAUAUCUCUAUGAGAGCCAGUGCAUGUCCGUACACUGUGCAUUUCUACGGAGCUCUGUUCAGGGAAGGAGACGUCUGGAUCUGCAUGGAGGUCAUGGACAUGAGUCUUGACAAAUUCUACACUAAAGUCUACAAAAACAACAGGACUAUCCCAGAAAAUAUUCUUGGAAAAGUUGCCUUUUCAGUUGUGAGUGCCUUACACUACCUAUACUCAAAGCUGAGAGUCAUACACAGAGAUGUGAAACCCUCAAAUAUUCUAAUCAACAGAAAAGGAGAGGUCAAGAUGUGUGACUUUGGUAUAUCUGGGUACCUUGUUGACUCUGUUGCUAAAACAGUUGAUGCGGGGUGCAAGCCCUAUAUGGCACCUGAAAGAAUUGACCCCACUGGGAACCCUGGGCAAUAUGACAUCAGAAGUGAUGUUUGGUCACUAGGAAUAUCAAUGAUAGAACUGGCUACAGGCAAGUUCCCAUACAAGACAUGGGUGACACCAUUUGAACAACUCAAGCAGGUGGUAACAGAUGCACCACCGAGACUGCCCAGUGGAGACUUCUCACCAGAAUUUGAAGACAUGAUUACAAAAUGUUUGCAGAAAGACUACAAGCUGAGACCCAACUAUGAUGCACUCCUAGCACAUCAGUUUUGCCAGGAACACAGUCAGAAGGAGACCAAUGUUGCUUCCUUUGUUAUAGAAAUCCUAGACUUACCCGAUGAUUCCUAGUACUAGGAUGUCUCAAUAAUUUACCUUUAAGUACAAGUGUUAGUAACUAACAGUAACAUAUAGUUUGUUGCUAAAAUAAUGCAAAUUGUUAUUAACAAAAAUAUUAUGUUACUAAAGUGUCUGUUAAUUUCUGAAACUUGAAGGUGUAAGAUUUCAGUUUGGUUGAUCAUGAAAUCGAAAAAUUUAUACAUCUAUUUCCCCAAUAGUCUGAGCUUUAAGUUUCAUGGACUAAUUAUUUUAUGUAACUAUUAUACGUAGCGUUGAGUUGUAUUAAUCAUAAAUAUAAUUAUGUUAUUAGGUUUAGAAAUACGAUUUAUUCUGACCUCAAUAUAAGAAAUUAUUGUUGGCGUUGCAGUCACUGAAUAUGAAAGCCCUAUUUGUAUGAUUAUUUACUGUUACUCUGUCCUUGUUUCUGAGCAUUUACCUAGUAAGGUGUUAACAUUAAAAGGACAAUAACAAUAUGAGUAGUGAUUGCAACAUCAGUGAUAGUCCUCGCGGUAAUUGACAACUAAAUGUUAUUGAGCACUUGUGGCUGGACUGCGGUUUACAAUGUACAUCACAAAUUAAAUUACAUAGUAUACCUAAUAAAAUAUUUGUUCAGAAAACCUU